GCCGCUUUGUAUACAUCUUCAUCGCGCGAAAAACCAGCGCACUCAGCAGCUGUCUUGUAAUCAAUGGGUUAAACGCUGAACGGAGAAUGUGCAGCUGUGUAAUAGUUCUCUCUUAGUGGCACACUUAUGCAACAACCAUACGUUGCUUAGAAACGAGCCCAGGAUCCUGUAACCUGGGUGGAGGUGCCUCCAUAUCCCAUCAUGCUGUUAAAGGCACACAUGCGUCUCUGUCAGAGAUGCCUGUGGUGCUAUAGAAGUGGACUUUGCUUGCGCUCUCUCAGUACUGUAUACAGAUCUGGUGGGAACUACUAUGAGCUCUUGGGAGUAAAGCCGGAUGCUUCCAUGGAAGAAAUUAAGAAUGCGUUUUUCAACAAAUCUAAAAAGCUCCAUCCUGACAGUGACCUGAGCAACCCGGGCCUGCACAGCCAGUUUGUGGCCCUGAGCGAGGCCUACAGGGUUCUGAGCCGAGAGGCCCUGAGGAAGGAGUAUGACCAGUGUCUCCGUCAGCCAGCCCCCAGCAGCAGGCAGACCUUCAGCACAAAGUCUUCUGAAAACAUGCGGUACUGGGAACAGUUUCGAUAUGCCACACCACAGGAGUACAGCACUGAGCAGCUGAAGAAAAAGAAGAAACUGAACAUGCAUCUGGUUGGCUACUGCCUAGUAGCUAUGCUAGCAAGCUUGGCUGUUCACUACUUUGGCUUCAGGAAACUUGAGGAAAUCCACAAUAGCUUCAUGGAUGAGAAGGACAGAGCGAUCACAGAGAUUUACAAUGACUCUAAAGAAAGAGCCAGGGCAAAUGGUUUCAAAAGGCAGACAGAGAUUCUCAGGCAGAAGCAUGCUGAAUUUCUUGAAAAGUAUAAAGUGCGCAGUGGUGCGGAUGAUGACAAGUAGAGGCAGAGGCCGAGGCAGACGGUGGUGAUUAUGUGGAGUAGGAGGAGGACCGUGAAGGAAGAGUACUGGGUGGGAGGGACAUGGGUAGGAUGGGCUCAACUAUCCAUAAUUUAGACUUUGUGUGAAAUGGUUGAGUGAGAGCGAUUGAGGGUGAGAAAAUUAGGUUUUGUUGCCCUAUUAUAUAGUAGAGAAAGGAACAGAUGCUGGCGCGGGAAAUGCAGCGAGACUGAUUGAUCCCGUAAAGAGAUCUUGUAAAUAAGAUGUCUCUGAAAUAAACUGAACUGUAUUAUGGGCAAAAACGUGUCUCGUAGGAGUAAUGGAGAAAUCGUGUGUGCUGAGUGGUCGAUUUUUCUUACUCUUGUGAUGGUAAAAGAAAAGGUUUUUUUUUUUUAAUAAAAAUGUUAAAAGCAGUCCUUCGUGGGAAUAUAAUUGAUUUUGGUUUAUAUUUUGUCUAGGUAUUAGCUUUCUUUUAAUUGGAAGGAAAAUCGGAACCAACCAGCUGUUUUUCAAAAUGUCUUUAUUGAGGUAAUUCACACUCAGGUACACAACAAGGGCUGAUCUGAUUCAGGAUAUUGGGUCAUUUAUUUGAUCUUACUGUUUCGAUGAAGCUAUGCGCUGCAGACUGCAUAUCUCACUGUGGUCCAGCAUAGAAGUGAACUAGCCCUGCUUUAAAGAGCAGGGGAGGAUUGUCUCCUGCUUAGUCUAAUCAACUGUACGUUGCUCUGGAUAAGAGUGCCUGCCAAAUGCCAAUAAUGUAAUGCAUACCUGUACCCCCCCCCCCCCCCCCCAUUUUAUUGUUUUCAUUGAAUUUAAUUUAAUUUAUGAGUGAAGUGACCGUAUCUAUUGUACAGGAGUACAGGAGACUGAUCUGUUCAAUUGUACCUUACACCUUUUAGCCAAAUGCAGUGCACUUUGUCACUUUUUGAUUUUUUCCAUUUUACAGCAUCUGUAUGGAAGGGGGAAACUGAGAAAAUAAGUAUCUUUGAGUUCAUAUCCUCAUUUGACCUAGCAUGGUUUAUUAUACUUGUCUUAAGCCCCACUAUUACAUCUAAUUCUGAAUCCCUACUUGAGAAUUUAAAAAGUAUGGAUUUACUGGCUUUCCCCUGUUUUGAGCUCCAAGAAGGCCUCUCAUGGACACUGAAAACUGUUAACUUGACCUUACCUAAACUUGUUACCUCAUCACACUGGAAUUUGUACAGUUGCCAGAUUACAAUUUUGCAAUAUUGUUUUUAAAUAGUAGUGUUUAAUACGGAUCUGUAUGUCUGUAUGUUUUCAAUUAUGUUGAAGAAGGGGACAAGGGUUGUGAUACUUGUUGCAACAUUUUAAGUGUUAGUGUAACUAUUUCACUCAUCUGUGUUACACUUUCAAAUAAAUACUGUCCAAUCACCAGG
This is a messenger RNA of Conger conger (European conger), 2282 nucleotides long. RefSeq names its product DnaJ (Hsp40) homolog, subfamily C, member 4 (gene dnajc4). NCBI's taxonomy places the organism in Eukaryota, Metazoa, Chordata, Actinopteri, Anguilliformes, Congridae. Bases 202 to 891 code for a protein of 229 amino acids. The record is from RefSeq and is a predicted model, not a curated record. The transcript has 7 exons.